Coprinopsis cinerea okayama7#130 is the source of this 465-nucleotide messenger RNA. RefSeq lists its product as hypothetical. Gene Ontology annotation, molecular function: carbon-sulfur lyase activity. Lineage: Eukaryota; Fungi; Basidiomycota; Agaricomycetes; Agaricales; Psathyrellaceae. The record is from RefSeq and is a predicted model, not a curated record. The coding region runs from base 1 to 465 and encodes 154 amino acids. The transcript has 2 exons.
AUGUCAACUCAAGAACAGGAACCCGUCAUUACUGGAGGCUGUUUUUGCGGUGGCGCGAGAUACGAGGUGCGAGGGAAGCCCGUCUUAAGCGCUUAUUGCCACUGCACGCUCUGUCAACGGUUCAAUGCCGCGGCAUUCAUCCACACUAUUCACUUUCCUGCGUCUUCAUUCAAAUGGACCACUGCAGAGGACAACCUCCAGACCUACGUCGUCCCUACCAAACCCUGGAAAACGCGGUUCAGAUGUAAGAAUUGUGGUGUGGCCGUCGCAGGGCAUAAUGGGAGGCGCGAUAAGCGGAGCAUAUGGGGUGGGCAAUUGGAUCGAGAGACAGAGGGCGGAAGGAUUAAGAAUUGGGAUAUCGUGAAGCCUAGUGCGCACAUUUUCUAUGAGACGAGGAUGCUGGACGUGAACGACGGGUUGUCCAAGUGGGCUGGGUAUGAGGGCGACUCUGAGAGACUUGGAUAG